AUGUCUGCUCUCAAGUACACCAACAAACUUCAAGGCCGUCGCGUCCUCGUCGUCGGUGCCUCUUCCGGCGUAGGCUUCUGCGUUGCCGAAGCAGCUCUCGAGCACGGCGCACAAGUCAUCAUCAGCAGCUCCAACCAGACCAAGCUGGACGGCGCCCUCGCCCGUCUCCAAGAGCACGUCAAGGCGGCCAACCUCGGAGACGCCAGCAGGUUGGUAUCAGCCAAGACCUGCGAUCUUGCAAAUGUCGAUAAGCUUGAAGACAACAUUGUUGAGCUCUUUGAGUUUGCCACCAAGGACGGAAAGCUCGACCACGUCGUUUAUACGGCUGGCGAUGCUCUCCGCACUCCUAAACUGGCGGACGUAACGGUCAAGGACAUCCACGCCACUUUCCAGGUGCGCAACACAAGCGCCAUCAUCCUCGCCAAACACUUGGUCAAAUACAUCAACCCCAGCGUGAAAAGCUCAUUCACCCUGACCGGCGGAACGAACACCCAUCGCCCACUUCCCGGCUGGGGCAUCCUGGCCUCUGGAGGAGGCGCCGGCGAGGGUCUGGUUCGCGGGCUCGCCGUGGACAUGAGGCCCGUGAGAUGCAACAGCGUCAUGCUCGGCGCUAUUCACACAGAGCUGUUUGGCAUGUUUCCCCCGGACAAGCUCGAGCUGAUAUUGCAAAAGUUCAGGGACAACGCCAUCACUGGCACUGUCGCGACGCCUGAGGAAGUUGCAGAGGCUUAUAUCUAUUCGAUGAAGGAUUCGUUUGCCACGGGAGCGAUUAUUGAGACUCAUGGAGGUCGUCUUGUUGGUGACAGCCAGGCCCUUGGCAUUUGA
Messenger RNA from Trichoderma gamsii, 825 nucleotides. Its product is annotated as short-chain dehydrogenase. The transcript has a single exon. Lineage: Eukaryota; Fungi; Ascomycota; Sordariomycetes; Hypocreales; Hypocreaceae. The record is from RefSeq and is a predicted model, not a curated record. The coding region runs from base 1 to 825 and encodes 274 amino acids. Gene Ontology annotation, molecular function: oxidoreductase activity.